This is a messenger RNA of Tachyglossus aculeatus (Australian echidna), 1365 nucleotides long. It is a transcript of the gene SLC51A, whose product is annotated as solute carrier family 51 subunit alpha. The record is from RefSeq and is a predicted model, not a curated record. Lineage: Eukaryota; Metazoa; Chordata; Mammalia; Monotremata; Tachyglossidae. Gene Ontology annotation, molecular function: transporter activity. The transcript has 9 exons. Bases 51 to 1073 code for a protein of 340 amino acids. Gene Ontology annotation, biological process: bile acid and bile salt transport. Gene Ontology annotation, cellular component: endoplasmic reticulum membrane; plasma membrane.
UUACCAGCUGAAGGCUUUGACCACUGCCCCAGGCAGAAAUCAACUAGAGAAUGGCGGCCGCUGUAUCUGAGAGCCAGGCAGACCCCAGGUUUCCAGCCGAGGUCCUGGAAUUGAUGAGGGCCAACUACACCAUUCCAGAGGCCUGUUUUUCCAUCCCCCCGACGGCCUCCCAGCUCCUGAAACAGCUGAGCGCCGUGGAGCUGGCCAUCACGGUGCUGCUCACCCUGCUCACCUUGGGCUCCAUCGUCAUCUACGUGGAGGACGCCGCUUACCUUCGCCGCAACAUCCGCUGCCCCAUUAAGCGUCGGACGCUGCUCUGGAAGAGCUCCGCUCCCACGGUGGUCUCCGUUUUCUCCUGCUUCGGGCUCUGGGUCCCCCGGUCCCUGAUGAUGGUGGAUAUGGCCAUCACUGCCUAUUACUCCAUCUGCUUCUACCUGCUGAUGCUGGUCAUGGUGGAAGGCUUUGGAGGAAAGAAGGCGACCCUGAAAGCGCUGAAGGACACACCGAUGGUGGUCAACACGGGGCCUUGUUGCUGCUGUUGCCCCUGCUGCCCUUCCUUCACCAUGACGAAGAGGAGGCUGCGGCUGCUGAUGCUGGGCCCCUUCCAGUACGCCUUCCUCAAGAUGGUCUGCGUCCUGGCGGGCCUGCUGCUGAUGCCCGACGGCAUCUACAACCCCGCCGACAUCUCCGCAGCCAGCGCGGCCCUCUGGAUCAACACCUUCUUGGGCGUGUCCACUUUAUUAGCCCUCUGGAGCCUGGCCAUCGUUUUCCGCCAGGCCAAGGACCGCUUGGGAGGGCAGAACAUCAAGGCCAAGUUCUCCCUGUUCCAGAUCGUCCUCAUCCUCACCGCCCUGCAGCCCUCCAUCUUCUCGGUGCUGGCCAGCACUGGAUCGAUUGCCUGUUCGCCCCCUUUCUCCGCCAUAAUCAGGUGUCGGGUGAUGAACUGCCACCUGCUCAUCAUGGAGACCUUCCUGGUAACCGUGGUCACCCGGAUGUAUUACCGCCAUCGGGAUGACAAGGCCGGGUACGAACCCUUCCCCUCUCCGCCGGCCGGCUCGGACGCCCAGGCCUGAGGGAUGGGGGCCGGCCCCGAGGACUCCCCGCCGGCCCUCCCGGAUCCGCCUCGCACUUGCCCGUUGACGACGGCACAAGCCCGCGCGGGUCGCCGCUGGUUCCGAGGGUGGCACCGGGCCGCCUGCCCCGGACUGCGAUGCCCUUGUGAGGAAUAACUGAUAUCUGAGCCUUGGGACCACGGGAACUAUCGGGACGCCCGCGCCCAACAGCUGGCCGCCCAGCCCUAGUGUCACCACCACCAGUCAGCCAGUUAUUUGUAUUUGCCAAUUGUAUUUAUUGAGCGCUCACUGU